GCCUUCCAGCAGCAGCACAGAGGGGAUGCCCAGCCGUGCCGCUGCUGCCACCUCCCGGAGCGAGGCGCGGUCCCUUUAAGGCGGCGCGGAGAGCACUGUCCCUUUAAAAGGCGGCGGGCGGGAGGCGGCGGUGACCGGGGCCGUCGCCUGCCCGCCGGGUUUUCCCCCCCUUUCCUGCCGGCCCGUCGUUCGCAGCCGCCCGUUAAAAAGAGAAGGCAAGAUGGCCGAGCUGGGCAGCAAGGGGGUCACCGCCGGGAAGAUCGCCAGCAACGUGCAAAAGAAGCUGACCCGGGCGCAGGAGAAGGUCCUUCAGAAGCUUGGGAAAGCAGAUGAAACAAAAGAUGAACAGUUCGAACAGUGCGUGCAGAACUUCAACAAACAGCUGUCUGAAGGCACGAGGCUGCAGAAGGACCUCCGAACCUACUUGGCUUCUGUCAAAGCCAUGCACGAGGCCUCCAAGAAGCUGACGGAGUGUUUGCAGGAAGUGUAUGAGCCGGAUUGGCCUGGGAGGGAUGACACAAAUAAAAUAGCAGAGAACAAUGAUCUCCUCUGGACAGAUUUCCAUCAGAAGCUGGUGGAUCAGGCACUGCUGACCAUGGAUACGUACCUUGGCCAAUUUCCAGACAUUAAAUCUCGUAUAGCAAAGCGAGGAAGGAAGCUUGUGGAUUACGACAGUGCCAGACACCACUUUGAAGCCCUGCAAACUGCAAAGAAGAAGGACGAAACCAAAAUUGCAAAGGCUGAAGAAGAGUUAGUAAAGGCUCAGAAGGUGUUUGAAGAGAUGAAUGUUGAUCUUCAGGAGGAGCUGCCUUCACUAUGGAAUAGUCGUGUUGGUUUCUACGUCAACACAUUCCAGAGUAUAGCAGGCCUAGAAGAGAACUUCCAUAAAGAAAUGAGUAAGUUGAAUCAAAACCUCCAUGAUGUCCUGCUGGGUCUAGACAAGCAGUACUCAGGCAAUGCCUUGCCCGUGAAAGCACAGCCCAGUGACAGCACCCCAGCGAAAGCAAAUAAAAGCCCCUCGCCUCCACCAGAUGGAUCUCCCAUCACCAGCCCUGAGACCAAGACUGUCAACCAUGAGCUGGAACCAUCUACUUUGGAAGCACCUGGGGCAAGCAUCCCAAAGUCACCAUCUCAGUUGAGGAAAGGGCCUCCGGUGCCUCCGCCUCCAAAAGUCACCCCCUCCAAGGAGAUCAAGCAGGAAAACAUCAUCAGUCUGUUUGAUGACAAUUUUGUCCCUGAGAUAAGUGUGACCACCCCUUCGCAGCCUGCAGAAGCAGCCCAUGCAGGAGCUGAAGCAGCUGGAUCAGAAGCAGCAGCUGGAGCUGAUGCAUCUAAAACUGAAGCUGAUUCAGGAUCGAGCUCUCUGCCUGCUGUUGUUGUGGAAACUUUCCCUGCUACUGUCAAUGGCACUGUGGAAGGAGGCGCUUCAUCUGAAAGACCUGACAUGCCCCCAGGAUUUCUGUUCAAGGUCCAGGCCAUGCAUGAUUACACAGCCACUGACAGUGACGAGCUGCAACUGAAGGCUGGGGAUGUGGUGCUUGUGAUUCCAUUUGAGAAUCCUGAGGAGCAGGAUGAAGGAUGGCUGAUGGGUGUGAAGGAGUCUGACUGGAUCCAGCAUAAGGAACUUGACCAAUGCCGAGGAGUUUUCCCAGAGAAUUUCACCGAACGGGUGCAGUGAAAGCCCAGCCCACCAGCUGCAUUUCUGCUGGAAGAAAGCAAGUGGUCUCAAAAUUGAUAAAGAACAGUGGAAAGAAAAGAAGAGAAUUUUAAAGGAGCAGAAGCCUGAAAAAAAUGUCAACUUUAAGGGUGUGUUCUUCUCAAAGGGCAAGGUUUCAGAAGUAAAUUGAAAUUCAAAGUGUUAUCAAAAUAUAUACAUAUUAAUUAUAAUAAGGCAAGUCAAAUACCCUUUCCCCCUUUGAUUUUAACAGCAUUUGGAUUCAGAGGACUGAUGCAGAAGCAAAUCAGUGUGGUUCUUUAAAUACUGCAUUGACUGAAUUGGCGAGAUGUCGGUCUGACCCCCGGAGAGGCAGUAUUUGUCUAGUGGCUUGAGAGCAGAAGCUGUGUUUGCUCUUGGGUGGGCUCAUCUGUUUUGUCUUGAAGGUGGCUUGCAUGGCAACCAUAAAAAUUCAGCCUUCCCUACAUGUUCAGCCUUCAGUAGGCCAAACUUUCUGUUAUGCUGUUGAAAAAAAAUAUUUAGUGUAUAGUGUUCACCAAUACAAUGUAUGUGUGUGUAUAUGUAUUUUAUUUUCUUCCUUUAAAACAAUGUUACACAAACUGUGACUUUGUACAUGUAAAGACAGAAGAAACUACAUGGAAGGGGCAUGGAGAAGAUGAAACGUGUGAAGCUGUGCUCAGUCCGAAGUUCUUUCAAAUGCAGAUACCUAAACUCUUGCAGUAGUAUUGGCCUAUGCAAUGCUAAGAGGAAUGGACAAAUUGAAGAGGGGAAGCCAGAUAAAACAAGCAGAUGCCAUUUAGAUAGCUCUGAAAUUUAGGAGAGACCCCCCAAGACCCCCUAGGUGGUUUCAGAAAAGCUUAGAUUCAUGUGGGUAGAAGAUAGCUCUCAGAUCUGGCUGGUUAGAAGAUUUGCUUUUAAAGAAAGAGAUAAGAGAAGAAAAAUUUUCUUCUGAAAGAAUGUCUAAGGAAAAAAAUAUUGCUUUCUGUGUCUUUAAUCGGCAUUGUUAUUUGUGGAAUCGUAUUUCUUAUUUUCCUUUGGAGGGUUCUGUAAGUGAAAUAUUGUUAGAUCAGCUUUCUCCAGUGCUGUGCUGGUGAUCAAGUUAACCUCUACGAAAACUGGACUCUUGAAAUACUCAUUUAAAAUCACUGCAUGACUUCAUGGUAUUUUAAUGCAUUAGAAAGGAAGGCAAGAAUAUCAAAGUGUCAGUGUCAAGAAGACAUUCUGCAGUCUAAUACUGAUGCUGAGACCUUUCCUUUGCUCCUGUUUGUUUUUGAAUUUUGUUUCUUUAGUUUAAAUAAGCAGAUGACAAGGCUGUUUCAAAGUGCAUUUUACACUUGUUAAAAUAAGCCGGUCUGACCCUCCAAGACUCUAAAGUCCAACAAAGGUACUUUAAACUUUACUUGAAUACUGAUGCAGCUGGCAAGCAGGUCAGGCUAUUAUCAUUUUUGUAUGGCUUCACAUACCACUGAUGUUGCUGCCUUGAACGGAUUUUUAACAGUGAGGUUAUUUUCUGCUGUAAAGGGACAAGAUCACUCUCUGAAAUAAUCUUCCUAACUGUUAGGAGCUGGCUUUUGUCAAAGAUGCACCGAAUGCUGACACACACUACUGAAAAUCCCACCUUUUCCAAUCUGUUCUGAUUAUUUGUAGGACAACAGAAAAAAACAUUGUAGGGCAAAAGUGGAUUUUUUUUUUUCUUAAAUUUUAGUUCAGAGGGACAGAAAAGAUUAGAAAAUGUAUUCUCAUAAAUGCGAGAAUUGCUGGAGUUCCUCCUGCUUACAGCUUGGGAGAUGAUCCGUGCUAGUUAUUUACAGCAAUGUAACAGACAUCAAAAUCUGUUCUAUAAAUCCCUUCUCUCUCUUAUUAUUAUUUUUUUUUUUUAAUAAACAUGCAGGAAUUUAGAUUUUGCAUCACUGUUACAAAAUCCAGUAGUAUUUAGGAGUAACUGCUCACAAUACAGAAGGACCGGACUCCACAAGUUAUAGUAUGGUGAGCCAUUGCUUUAGAAUACUGCCUGGUUUGAUAUAUUUUUUUUUCUUUUUUCACCAGGGUUGUCUUUAUUAUUACUCAUUUUAUCCAAAAUAUCUAUUUUUAUGCAUUCGUGACUCCCAUUACUCCUUUAAAGAAUAUUCAUAGAAAAAAUAUACCUUUAAAUAUACAUAGAAAUAUAUAUAUAUUAAAAAGCGGGUUGAUCCAAUUAACAUAAUGCUCUCAGCUUAAAAUGUUUAUUUUUAUGCAAAACCUGUGGAUUAUUGUUGUUUUUUUUUUUUAAAGACAAGAUUCUAAGUACCAGACCUGUGAUUUUUUUUGUCUUGCAAGUAAUUGUUCUAGACCAUUUAGAAAACUGUGCUGAUAUCUAAUUUAUUGUGGGGUUUUUGCUGUUCUUCUUGUUGUCUUCUGCUGUGUUUGAACCAGAUGACUGUCCCAACAAAAAUCCUGGUAAGGCCUUUUCAUUUUAUGGAGCUUGCAAAGCAACUAUCCAGUACUGUAUUGUCCCUGCAGAAGUGGUAGCACUCUGCAAAAUAGGGAUGUUGUUUUCAGGUCACAUGAGUGAUGCUCUAAUAUUGCUAGUGGGGAGGAUGUUGCGUCUCUCUGCAUUUGCUUCCCUCCAGCCCAAAUAUCUCAGUCCCCAGACCCCCUUGCUUAGAGCAGGUAGGGUGGGUUACCCAGAUCCUGCGUUGAUCACAAAUAAGUGGUGUCAGCACAUCUCAAACGCGGGAGCGGGCCCACAGUUUAUAAAUUGCCUUAUGUGACAGGAGGGUGGCACAGCAGGAAACCUGUGGAUGGUGAUGUUGUUUGGAGCUAGGAGAUCUUCUCUCCUGGGUCACGUUCAGCCCAUUGUAAACAGCCACAACUCUGUGCAUUUUCAGUAUUUUUGCAUCUGCUAAAUACCUUGAUUCUGGUUGGUAUUACCCGGUGAAAUGAAUUUCCCAUUUUCUUUGGCUUAGGACUGAUUGAAGUAGAAAGGACAGUAAACUCCCAAGUAGGCUGUGCCCACGGUGGUUUUUCAGUUUGCAGGCUGAACUGAAAAAUCUGGGGAAAAAAGUUGUAAGGGUGACCUGAGACAAUUUUUUUUUUUCAUUUUCUCAGUGAAAUGGAAAAGGGAAAAAUCAAAACAUGAAAAAAAAAGUAUUUCAAACCAAAACAAAGCAUUUAAUUUGUAGGGUUGCUUUUUCACUUUUUUAAAAACAUUAUGACUUGCGCUAUAACAAGUUGUUUUGAAGCAAAAAUGUGAAACCUUCUGUUUUGAAAAUGCUGAAAGAAGAUGUUUUAAUGUUAAUGGUCUUUUUUUGCCUUUGCCUUUUUUUCUUAAUCUAAUGACUGGUUUCAGUUAACCCUAAACUGCAUUUUUUGGUGAAUAUAUUAUCCACUGAAGAGAACCUGGAGAAGCCUGUUGCCCAGUUCUGCUCCACUGACAGGUGCACUGGUCACAUUUCAGGGAUUACCUGGUAUCUGGCCCAGCAAAGCUGCUGUUUCCCAUUUAAUAAUCUUCCACUUGAUUAUUUUACUGGGUGAAUAAUAAAAGCAUCUCUCAUCCCAUGCCAUGGACUGGUUUUGUAGGCUGGCUUAGACAUCCUCGCUCUGUUGGUCUCAGCUUGGUCUCAGAUUUAUGACUACAGAUUUAUGAUGCUACUCCAGUUUGAGCCUAAUCCCAUUGUGCAGUGGGAAUUAUCAUUUGCCCAACUGAUAAGUAAGAAAUAAGACAUUGCUUUUUCUCCCUUUUUCUAUCUUAGCAAUGUCAGUAAUAUAUCUUUAUUAAGUAGAAUUAGGGAAAGGGUCCCUGACAAACAUGAAUGUGUUGUUCCAGGCAGAAUCCUGCAUGCUCUGUGCUGCUUUCCAUGGGCAUUCCUCAGCUGUCUGCUUUUACUACCUUUGUGUUUCUUGGCUGUGAAGGAGGUGCAGUAGAAGGGGUUAUGUGGGCUUCAUUCCAGCUGCUCAGAGCUAGUUCUGCUUUGCAAUCUGUUUGCCACAAUCCUUGAAGCCUUUUUCACAGUUGCAGAACCCUUUCUUGACCCACUAUCCAAAGACCAUGGCCAAGGCAAACACCACCAGGUCGAAGUGGGUCUCUCUUUUGUGACCGGAAACAGGUGUAAGGGCUCCUUAUUCUGCCUGGAAUUGGGGUGUCAGUUAAGUUUUGCAACAGCCUCUUGAAGGGAAAAGGCCCAAGGCUAAGGAGAUGCUGGGGGAGGAUGGAGGGAUGAUGCACUAACUGCCUCACUUCUGGGUUCCAGAAAAGUCCAGAACCUCUUUAUUUAGGGCUGACAACAAAAUGUGAGGGGUCAGGAUGAGCAUGAUCAAUAUGAUAAGUGUGUCUUUCCCUUAAACACUUCAUGUUUCAUCUGUGCCAGAUGGAUUGAAUGCUCUUUGCCACUAUUGUAGAUGUUUUGGAUGCUGUGCAGUCCUUUGCUGGAGGAUGCAGGGGUGUCUCAGCCCCUUCUGGGAAGAGCUACUGAUCUUCCACAGACAAGACCUGUGUGCUUGUAACACAGUAGCCUCUGAUUUCAGUCGCCUCUGUGUCUUUCAGCAUCUGGCCCAGCCCUACAGCUCCUCCUGCUUCCCAAGCUGUCUCAUGCUCUUUGAGGAUGAUGGUAGCACAGGACACUUCCUACCAGCCUGAAGUGCCAAGCUAUAAGAUGCGCUAACUUGUAUCCAUUAGCAAAUCCUCCACGGUGCAGCUUGCUAAUGCUGAUAUUAGGAAAACAAGCAGCAGCUUUUCUUCUCUGCGCUGCUGAAGGGGAGAUAUUCCUUGCCACACAGGUACCAUCACACCCGGCACUGGUGCAGACACCUCUUUGGUUUAGGCAUUUCUGAGUAGCAAACUCCAGAUGGAAAGGGGACCUGUGUGGUGGCUAGAGCUGGACUGUGCACCAGCCCUUGCAAAGCAUGGGGUCUGUCGCUGGUGCACAGGAGCUGAGAGUUAGAAAGCCACUUCAGAAAUUCCCUUGUAUUUUGAUGUGUCUUGUGGCUAUAAUUCCUUCACCUGCUUUUACAGUGUAUUCUGCUAAUCCUGCCCCUAGUCUGCAUUUCACGUAGAUGGUCCCUGUUGAAACUUGCCAGAUGCAGUCCUGGGCUUAUUGCUUCUCUUUAACUGAAUCAAGUGGCAAUGACUUUCGCAAUGUAUUGGCAAUCUCUAUUCCUUCUGUUAAUUCAGUCUCUGAGUUUAACCACAAUGACCUGAGAAAUGUUUGGGGUUUGAGUGUUUUUUUUUAAUUAUUUUAAUUUUUGUUUUAACAAAGCUGAACAAUUCCCAUUGUAUUCAGAGCUGUGACGCCCAGUUCCAGUGACAAGUACUAGAUGGAUUUGUCCCAUUUUGUUUCUUGGCAAUGUUCAGAAAUAUAAUUUGUGUCAUCAUAA
Messenger RNA from Columba livia (rock pigeon), 7027 nucleotides. It is a transcript of the gene BIN1, whose product is annotated as bridging integrator 1. Gene Ontology annotation, biological process: regulation of endocytosis. Bases 221 to 1678 code for a protein of 485 amino acids. Gene Ontology annotation, molecular function: tau protein binding; phospholipid binding. Gene Ontology annotation, cellular component: cytoplasm; plasma membrane; synaptic vesicle. The transcript has 15 exons. NCBI's taxonomy places the organism in Eukaryota, Metazoa, Chordata, Aves, Columbiformes, Columbidae. The record is from RefSeq and is a predicted model, not a curated record.